Messenger RNA from Lagopus muta (rock ptarmigan), 882 nucleotides. It is a transcript of the gene CCDC28B, whose product is annotated as coiled-coil domain containing 28B. The record is from RefSeq and is a predicted model, not a curated record. The coding region runs from base 152 to 748 and encodes 198 amino acids. NCBI's taxonomy places the organism in Eukaryota, Metazoa, Chordata, Aves, Galliformes, Phasianidae. The transcript has 5 exons.
GAGGCCGGAGGAAGGUCCCUUUCCCUUUAAAUGCAAAUCGCAGCCCCAGGGCUCCGGGAACACAGUUGGUCCAGCGGUCCUGGGGACGCAGCCGGGUGGCACCGAAGGCCGGAGGAGGUCCUCGCACAGGUGCUUCCCGCGUGGCUCUGGGAUGGAGGAGCGGAGGAAGAAGCGGAGCCCCAGAGGGCAGCUGGCACCCACCAGGGCAUCACGGCUUCUGCCCACCAGCAGGAGCGCAUCCUUCCCCCUGCCGCUGCCCGCCCUGCCCUCACAGCGUGCCAGGCCCCGGCGGGCGAGCAAGGAGAGGGUGAGGGCAGGGGCAGCGCGGGGGGCCCCACUGCAGCACAGCUUCCUCACCGAGGUCUCUGAUGUCUGUGAGAUGGAGGGCGGGCUGCUCGGCCUGCUCAGCGACUUCCACUCAGGCAAACUGCAGGCCUUUGGGAAGGAAUGCUCCUUCGAGCAGCUGGAGCACGUGCGUGAGAUGCAGGAGAAGCUGGCGCGGCUGCACUUCGGCCUGGAUGUGUGUGUGGAGGAGCUCCCGGAGGAGCAGAAGAAGCUGGUGGCCGACAGGAACCUGGACCAGCUGCUGGCACACGUGAGUGGCGUCUCCUCACCACGUGCCCGGCCCUGCAGCGCUGAUAGGCGCCUCAACCUCUGCCUUUGCCUUCUGCAGCUGGAGGAGCUCAGCAGCUCCAUUCAGAAGCUGCACCUGGCCGAGAGCCCCAGCCCUGAGGAGGCCGCGGCCUGACAACCGCCGGCUGCGGGGAGGCGGCCCCGCGGGAUGGGGAGGACGGGACGGCGGAGCCCCCCUGGCCCACCCUGCGGGGCCGACGGCGGUGACGCGCGGGUCACCGAGUUCCCCACACCCCCCUCAGCCGCCAU